Molecule: messenger RNA, 6749 nt
Organism: Trichomycterus rosablanca
Lineage: Eukaryota; Metazoa; Chordata; Actinopteri; Siluriformes; Trichomycteridae
Gene: med1
Product: mediator complex subunit 1
Exons: 16
Coding region: 1-5241 (1746 amino acids)
Biological process (GO): cellular response to thyroid hormone stimulus; regulation of transcription by RNA polymerase II
Cellular component (GO): mediator complex
Molecular function (GO): transcription coregulator activity; nuclear retinoic acid receptor binding; nuclear vitamin D receptor binding
Source: RefSeq, a predicted model, not a curated record
AUGGCGGCGGCGGCGGCGGUGGAUGCGGUGGAUGCGGUGGUGCGGAGCAGCAGUCCGGUGAGAGACAGCGCUGUGGAGCGGGUUAAACUGGAGGAAGGAACCGAAGCAGAGAAGCAGAGUCGCGUUUCUGUUCUACUGGAGAAGCUGCACGCCAAACACAACGCCUCACGACCAUGGCAGGAGACCAGCAAGGUUGUCCGGACAGCCAUGGAGAAGCGCGGUGUGAUGAAUUCGUCUGGACACCAGAUCCUCCUCAACUGUUUAGAAACCCUUCAGAAGGCCCUCAAAGUGUCUUCGCUGGCAUCGAUGACCGAUCGUCUGGAAUCCAUAGCCCGUCAGAACAUGUUAGGGUCUCACCUGAGUCCCUCAGAGACGGAGUGUUACAUCACAUCCGACAUGUUCUAUGUGGAGGUGCAGCUGGACACGAUAGGGCAACUGAUCGAUGUCAAAGUGGCUCAUCACGGAGAAAACCCUGCGAGCUGCCCGGAGCUGAUCCAGCAUCUGGGAAAGAAAAACUUUGAGGAGUUCUCCAAACACCUGAAGGGUCUGGUCAACCUGUACAAGCUUCCAGGAGACAACAAACUGAAGACGAAAAUGUACCUGGCCCUCCAGUCUCUAGAGCUGGACCUCACCAAGAUGAUGCACAUGUUCAGGAUAGCGACCAAUGCUAACACGGUGGAGACGAUCCUCCACGGCAGCGUGGGACUGAUGACCCCCAGGAGCGGCGGCCAUCUUCUUUCUGUACAGUGUUACGUUUCACCCUACGACAUUUUUGAGGAGGGGACCGGCACACAGCUCAACUUCACCGAUGCCACGAUCCCUCGUACCCUCGGAGUGGGCGUGUCUGUGACUGUGGAGGGAACGUCGGCCAUCUACAAGCUUCCUAUCACACCUCUCAUCACUGGAUCUCACCCGGUGGAUAGCAAGGGGACUCCAACGUUUUCUCCAGCAUCAAACUCCAACUGUGUCGACCUGCCGGCGUGUUUCUUCCUGAAGAUGAACAGCCCCAUGCCCUUUUCACUGUCUUUCAUCCAAAAAAUCGGCAAAGCUACAGGAAUCCCGGUGUUCGAGUCCCCUCCGUCCGUGUCUUCACUCUACGAUCUCAUUAUUAAGAGCCAGCUCCAUGAAAAAGAAGGCGGUAGCACCUCGGCUUGUGCCCGGUCCAUGCGCUUUUACGCAGCUCUGCCAGGCCAGCAGCACUGUUACUUCCUGAAUGGCAAUGCACCGGUGCAGGAUGGGAAAUCUCUACAGGGAGCUCUGGUGUCCAAAAUCCCCUUCCGACACCCUGCUCACGUACCUGCUCUGCUGGACAUCAUACGCCAUCAAGCGGCCUACAACACGCUGAUCGCCAGCUGCGUCAAAAAGACCUUUAUAAAAGACGAUACUCCAGGACUGCUGCAGUUCGAGGUGUGUCCGCUUACAGACUCCAGCUUCAGCGUGUCCUUCCAGCAUCCUGUUAACGAAUCUUUGGUUUGUGUGGUGAUGGAAGUGAUUGACUCACGGCAGAUAGCCUGUAAGCUCUACAAAGGCUUGUCUGAUGCUUUGAUCUGUACCGAUGAAUUCAUCACCAAAGUGGUUCAAAGAUGCAUGUCCAUCCCUGUGACGAUGCGGGCUAUACGGCGCAAGGCAGAAACGAUUCAGGCCGACACCCCGGCCCUGUCCCUGAUCGCUGAAACGGUGGCGAUAAUGGUGACGAAGAACCUUCCGCCCACAGGCAGCCCAGGCUACAUGGGGAUGGGUGCAGGACCUGACGGAAACAAUCCCCUCGGCCUCCCCGGUGUCGGUGGUGGUACCACACCCACCACGAGCGGGGGAAUAGGCGCAGGUGGACCUUUCCAGGGCACCAUGAACUCGCUGUUUCCCAUAAGCCACCAGGGUACUUCAAUGGUCGAUAACAUGGGACAGAUCGGAAACCAGCAGCAGCAGACGUCUGCACAGCACGGCCACGGCUCGGACGACUUCAGCAAGGUGACUCAGAAUCCCAUCCUGACCAGCCUGCUGAAGAUAACUGGAAGUGUGGGGUCUAGUCCCAAUGCCCAGACUUCUGCCGGGUCGCAGCCGCACCAGACGCCGCCGCCUACCACUUCCCCUGCUAGCAAUACCAAAAACCAUCCCAUGCUCAUGAACUUGCUGAAAGACAACCCUUCACAGGAUUUCGCCACGCUGUAUGGUAACAGCCCGCUAGAGAGGCAGAACUCCUCCGGUUCUCCUCGCACCGACAGCCAGGGGCAGCCCUGUCCCGCAGGAGGCAUCAAGGGUAAAAAGAAGAGGCCGAGGGUUGCCGAUAAAAGCGGGAUAGGACCAGGGGGAGCGAUGGGAAUGAAACCGCAAUCGCAGCAAAUGGGAGGCAUGAGCCAGCAGUACCAUCACAUGCACCAGCCGACUGAGGAUGAUUUCCACCGCGAGCUCUUCUCCAUGGACGUGGACGCCUCUCAGAAUCCCAUUUUCGACGUGAAUCUGCCGGGCGAUGGCCUAGACACGCCUCACAGUAUCACGCCAGCCCCGAGCCAAUGUGGCACCCCGCCAUCGGGUCCCGGGAUGCCCUAUCACCCCCAGUCGCACGUCCAAGCUCAGGCGCAGUCUCAGUCCCAGCCGGCGGGGUCUCUGCCUCGCAUGGUGCGUCUCUCGAGCUCCGAAAGUAUCGGCACGGACAUCAAUGACAUUCUGUCCGACAUUCCAGACCAGACGACCAAAGGGAGCGGUGGGCAGCAUCACAUGGGCGGGGAAGAAGGCGGUUCCUUGGGGACGCCGUUGCGGGAUUCGUCCAGCUCGGGUCAGGGAAGUGCGGUAUUCGAGGCUGACCUGUUUAACGUGAACAGCAAUGAGAAUCCCUUCGCCGAUCCGGCGGAUCUAAUCGCAGAGGCUGCUGCUGCAGCGACGCCCAACAGCGACGCCUCCUCGGGUAACUUCUUUCCAGAUACGGACUUUAACUCCGAUUUGCUUCCUAGUCAGGGAGCUUUCCCACAGAAUUACUUCGACGAGAGUUCGCCCAGCCCAGAGCCCGAUCUUGAUCUCAUCAAGAGCUUCAGUGGGGGAAGUCAGCAGAACACACCGUCGGGCACCCCUCAGAACCCCACCUCGCAUGGCCGAAGCACCCCCGAUGCCUCCGUGAAGGAUCAUUUUGACUUCGCUUUCAGUGGAAGCACGGUUAGUGGAAAGCCUCUGCCGCCAGAUUUAGGAGAUUCUCACUCCUCUCACGGAGGUGGUGGACAAAGUCCCCUCAUGAUGGGCAUGGGAGGGCUUGGCAGUGACUUCAAAAGCGCCGAAGUAAAGGUCAAGCAGCCGAUGAGACCGAAGGAGGAUAACGGUGGUGGUAACACCGGAAUGCUGAUGGGAUCGACCGGUUCUUCUGAAGGGAAACAGGUCAAACGUAGCCGUACACCUUCUAGCGAAGGCAAGUCGAAAGAUAAGCCGGCCAAGCGCAAGAAGCUAGAUCCAGAAGGCAAGUCUCCAUCACACAGCUCCGGGGGACGACCCUACACCCCUCCGAGCGGGAGUUCCGGUGGAUCGAUGAGCGGAGGAGGAUCCAAAUCGCCAGGGAGCUCGGGUCGUUCUCAGACUCCACCCGGAGGUGCCACGCCACCUAUACCGAAAAUCACCAUACAGAUCGGCAGAAACCUGACAGCAGGAAAGUCCUCCUCUCACGGGGGUUACACGUCAAGUAGCUUAACGAGUGGAAGUUCCAGCAGUACCAGUGGCACAAGCAGCAGCAAAAGCCACCAUUCCCAUACUUCCUCAUCUUCUGGAAAGAUCAAGAGCAGCAAGAUGGAAGGCUCCAUGGGUCAGGGCAGCAUUUCCAAGCCAUCCGGUACGGGAAGUGGUGGCAGUAACAUGUCUUCUCAGUCUAAAAGCUCUUCCCUAGGAAUGGGGUCAGGCAAGCCAGGCUCUUCUCCGAUCACCAAGCAUGGCAUGUCGGGCUCAAGUAGCGGCGGCAGCGGUGGAACUGGUAGUGGGAAUAAAAUUAAACCCCAAGGUGGCAAGCCUCCAGGGUCAAUGAUGAUCCCCAACAUUAAGUCUAACAUCUCACCUUCUAACUCACGCUCUGGGAGUUCCGACAAACAUUCCUCACCGAUGAAACUUCAGCAGGGUCAAGUCCCCGGGACUCCACCCUCCUCAAAAGCUAAGUCUCCUAUCGGUUCUGGAAGUGGGAGCUCAGGUGGGUCCAAGUCCUCUUCCAGUGGUUCCCAAAAGCAGUCCGGAAGCAGCUCUUCCUCUGGCUCAUCUUCAUCCUCUAGCUCCUCGGGAAGCUCCAUGUCUUCCUCAGGCUCCAUGUCUUUUUCCUCCGGCGGUCAAUCACAGUACGGAGGAGGUAGCGGUGGAGGUGGGAACAACCCAAACGCCAAGGGAAAGUCUCCCAGCCGGAAUAAAAAGCCUUCCCUCACGGCGGUCAUAGACAAGCUGAAAAGUGUGGGCAGUGGUGGAACUGGAGGGGAGGAUGGCGAAGGAGGCGGCGGCCCUGGUAGCACUUCUGGGAGUGGAAGUGGGGUGCCCAGUAGUGGCUCUUCGAAGCGAGACAAGGCUGAAAAAGAAGGCAAAUCCAAGGGUUCAGGGGGAAGCUCCGGCGACAAAAAGAUGGAUUCGAAAGGCGGGGCAAGUAGCACGGGUGUGGCCAAGAUCAUCAUAAGCAAGCCCGAUGGAGGUUCUCCGAGCAUCAAGUCCAAAGUAACCCUGCAGAAGCCGGAGGGAUCAGGAGAAGGUUCGAUGCGAUCUCAGCAUUCAGGCCUGAAAGCGUCGCCUCUUUUCAGCGGCUCCACACCAAAGCAUGACCGCAGUUCCCCGAGCCACAGCCGCUCCCCGGCGUACACCCCGUUAAAUCAGGACAGCGAGAGCGAAUCCGGUAGCAGCUCGGUUGCAGAGAAGUCGCAUCAGAACAGCCCCAGCUCGGACGACGAUCAGGCCAUCAGGCCUCUCCAGCCACCGCAGGACUACAUGAGCUCCAUGUCCGUCAGCCUGGGGGAGAAGCACAAGAAGCAUAAGAAGGAGAAGAAGAAGCAGAAAGACCGGGAGCGGGACAGGGACCGCGACAGAGACCGAGAUCGUGAGAAGGAAAAGAAGAAGUCCAUGUCCUGCGUCCCAUCUUCGCACCUCAUAAAGGCCGACAGUUGGUCCAGGUCCCCGAUGUCUUCCUCAGAACCGUCGAUGGGAAUGCUGAGCUCUGACCGCACGUCUCGACCGAGUCCCGUGUACAUGCGCACAGAGGACGACGACCUGAUGGACUCCGCCCUCACUGGCAACCUGUAAACGUUCAAACGGACGUUGGGGGUCGGUCUGAGGGCGACGCACGGUCGUCACACAGCGUGUAAAUGUUUACUGUCAUUUUUCUUUUCUUUCUUUUUAUGGCUGGCCGAACGGUUUAGGUGUUUUAAAAGGACUCCGCUGGCCGAGAGAUGCUACACAAAUGAACGCAAAUCAAGUGAAGCAGACAACACGACCACAUCAGAUCCAUAAACCAGCCAAAGAAUAGAUUUAAUGCACCAACAUUAAGAGAGAGCUGCAUUAUAGGUAGGCUGUGUUUACGAGGACUUUUAUCGAGUCGAAAAAUUAAGGUAAUAAUGAAAAGAAUUCUUGUUGAGCCCUUACGGAUGUAUAAAACACAUUAAUCCCAAAUCUAAGAGACAAAAUUAAUUUUAUAUAAUUUGUAAUUAAGUUUUUAGUAUUUAGUAUUUUAAGUAUUAGGCAGUGAUAGCUCAGUGGUUAAGGUACUGGACUAGUAAACAGAAGGUUGCCGGUUCAAACCCCACCACCACCAAGUUGCCACUGUUGGGUCCCUGAGCAAGGCCCUUAACCCUCAAUUGCUCAUCGUGUUCAGCUCAUUGUGUAAGUCACUUUGGAUAAAAGCGUCUGCUAAAUGCUGAAAAUGUAAAUGUAAAAACAUUGAUGUUUGAAAAGUAUGCUUUUAAGGAGGCGCCGAGGUGACGCCUUUAAAGGUGGGACCUUUAAACAAGACCCUUAAGCUCUCUCCUCCGGGAGCUCCAGUUUCCUCCCACAGUCCAAAGACGUGCAGGUGAGGUGAAUUGGAGAUACUAAAUUGUCAUGAAUGGAACCAAAGUGUAAAACAUGACGUUAAAAUCCUAAUAAACAAACAAACAAACAAAGGUCUUAGCUAUUGGACCAUUAGGAAUGUUGAGAGUUGACCAAUUGGCCACUGUGGGACCUUUUAACAAGGCCCUUAAGCUCUUGUUUAAAAUGUAUCGUAGAUUAAUUGUAAAUUGUUUUAGAUUUUAAACUUCUGCCAGUUUUCACAUACAGGGUUUAACAGUGUGACUGUUUGACUGGCUUUCACACCUAAUUAGAGACCUAUGCAAAAAAAAAACCCUUGCAGUGGUGCAUAAAUCAGUGCUAGACCACCGUUACAUGUAAGAUAUACAGGGGGCAUUGAGAGGGGUGUAAUGUGGGGUAAUAUUGCCACAUUAUGCCCAUAUUCUCUCAAAUACUCACACACACACACAUAUACGUACAUACACACUGGGUGUGUUCGAAAAGCUAGUGAUCUAUCUACAUCGGCAGCAUUUUACAUCAUCCUGUGCGCGCUGCCGAGAAGGAGGCUGUUCGAAAUCCUAGAUGCCUUAAAAUCCUCACUUCUGAGGCAUCUUAUUAUUUCAAUGUUAUUUUGGCUGAAGAACGAGUGAGCAUCCGACUCUGCCUUAGUGAUCAAGGCAAUCCCAGCAUUCAUGGCUGACGGGGCGGAGAAACGAAUGGAGUUAUUUUCAAACGUAAAUAAAAUAUUACUGAUUUUUAACUUGUAUAAA